AUGUCGAGUCUGCACUUCGAUCCUUACAGAGACUCACUAUAUGCAGAUGAUUCGAAGGUCAAUGGCCCUGUUGACUCCGUUGACCGGGUGGGGUAUCCGGCCCGCUCAUGGCAUCAGGUCUGGAAAGCCUUGGCUUGGUCUUCGACAUCGCCCGGUGCAUUAACAUCGAACACAUCUAAACCCAAGUCUCGUCGUGCGCGAUACUGUCAAGGGCUACUAAGCAUUCUUUUCGUCAUAUUGAUCAUGCUAGGCAUCAUCCAAUUUAUCUCCAUCACCUGCGGCAUCGUCCUCUCGUUCUUCCCAGAUGAAUACGACCGCGCUGUUCAUAACUGGCUAUCAAGCUCUGAAACCGUGAAUAUCGCGGGAAACAACCACUGGCCUACCGAUAUCUCGCGCGAUAUCAUCCCCGUCGGCUGUCACUCCCAUAACGACUACUGGCGCCGGGUGCCACUCUACUCCGCGCUGCAAGCAGGAUGCACAGGCGUCGAGGCCGACGUCUGGCUCUUCGACGAUGAACUCUACGUCGGACACACCAGCUCGUCCCUCACAGAGCACCUGACCCUACGAUCCAUGUACAUCGACCCGCUAGUGACCAUCCUCGAGCGCCAGAACCCAAUCUCCAAAUUCCACCCGGGCAUCGAAAGCCCCGCACACGGCGUCUUCGACACAGACCCGUCUCAAAGCUUAAUUCUUCUAAUCGACUUCAAGACCACCGGUCCGGCAACAUGGCACGCCGUGACGAAGCACCUCUCUCCGCUCCGUGACCGCGGCUACUUAACCCACUUCAACGGCGAAGAGAUAAUCCAAGGCCCGAUCACCGUGGUCGGAACGGGCAAUACACCCUUCGAUCUUGUCACCGCCAACACGCAAUACCGGGACAUCUUCUUCGAUGCCCCACUCGACAAGCUUGUCGAUGACGACCAGCCAGACAACUCCCAGCCAGGCGCACGGUCUCCCGUCACACGCACAGAUCUUGGUCAAGGCCAGUCAGGCAUGCCGGAGACUAUCAUGGCAAACACCUUCAACAACACGAACAGCUUCUACGCCUCCGUCUCCUUCAAAAAGGCAAUCGGACAUCCCUGGCCCUUCCACUUCACGCAAAGCCAGAUGAACCGCAUCCGCAGCCAGGUGCGUAUUGCACACCAGAAUGGAUUGAAAGUGCGUUACUGGGCGCUGCCAAGCUGGCCGCGUAGUCUGCGGAACCAUGUCUGGCGGGUCCUUGCGCAAGAAGGAGUGGAUAUGCUUAACGUUGAUGAUCUGGUUGGUGCUACGAAGGGGGAUUGGAAUACGGGCAUCUUCAACUGGUGGCCGUGA
This is a messenger RNA of Penicillium paradoxum, 1314 nucleotides long. RefSeq lists its product as uncharacterized. The record is from RefSeq and is a predicted model, not a curated record. The transcript is spliced from 2 exons. NCBI's taxonomy places the organism in Eukaryota, Fungi, Ascomycota, Eurotiomycetes, Eurotiales, Aspergillaceae. Gene Ontology annotation, molecular function: phosphoric diester hydrolase activity. Bases 1 to 1314 code for a protein of 437 amino acids. Gene Ontology annotation, biological process: lipid metabolic process.